AUGGGAAUUCAUGGCCUGCUUCAGUUUAUCAAGGAGGCUGCUGAACCUACCCACGUGAAGAAAUACAAAGGGCAGGCAGUAGCUGUGGACACGUACUGCUGGCUGCACAAAGGAGCUUACGCUUGCGCUGAAAAGCUAGCCAAAGGAGAGCCAACAGAUCUUUAUGUAGCUUUCUGCAUGAAACUUGUUGAUAUGCUGCUGUCAUUUGGAAUUAAACCAAUUUUGGUAUUUGAUGGAUGCACCCUACCUUCUAAAAAGGAAGUGGAAAAGGCCCGAAGAGAAAAGCGUCAAGCCAGCCUUCUGAAAGGGAAACAGUUGCUUCGAGAGGGAAAACUGUCAGAAGCUAGGGAAUGGUUUGGUCGCAGUGUAAAUGUUACCCAUGUUAUGGCUCGUGAAGUAAUUAAAGCUGCACGAGCCCAAGGAGUUGAUUGUAUUGUUGCUCCUUAUGAAGCUGAUGCUCAGUUGGCUUAUCUUAAUAAGACUGGCAUGGUUCAAGCCAUAAUUACAGAAGAUUCUGAUCUUUUAGCUUUUGGAUGUAAAAAGGUGUUUCUGAAAAUUGACAAGUUUGGAAAUGGACUGGAGAUUGAUCAAGCUCGACUAGGAAACUGCAAGCAGCUUGGAAAUGUUUUCACAGAAGAGAAAUUCCGCUACAUGUGCAUUCUCUCUGGUUGUGACUACCUCCCAUCAAUUCAUGGAAUUGGGUUAGCUAAAGCAUGCAAGUUAUUAAAGUUAGCUAACAAUCCAGAUAUUAUAAAGGUUAUUAAGAAAAUGGGUCAGUACUUGAAGAUGAAUAUAACAGUAUCAGAAGAAUAUAUAGAAGGUUUUACACGAGCCAACAAUACGUUCCUUUAUCAAUUAGUUUUUGAUCCAGUCAACAGAAAACUAGUUCCUCUGAAUGCAUAUGGUGAUGAUGUUGAUUCAGAAACACUAAUCUAUGCGGGACGACAUUUUGGUGAUGUUACUGCUUUUCAAAUUGCUGUUGGUAAUGUUAACAUCGAUACAAUGGAACGAAUUGAUAAUUAUAACCCUGACACUGCCCAGUUUAGGCAGCAGAGAAGUCGUGACUGGAAUGAUAGAGCUGCUAACCACAUAAAUAGCAUUUGGAGCAGAGACUACAGAUUUGGCCCUAAUACGGAUACUGUUCCACUUACAAUGCCUUUACCUGAGAAAACAACAACCAAAGGCAUUGAGAAGAUAAUUAGUAUCAAAGGACUGAAACUUUCAGGCAAAGAGCUCUUAGCAAAAAGGCCAAGAAGUGAAGAGCUCUCAGAUGGAGACCUGUUGAACCAGUAUUCAUUUUCAAAAGCCAAAAAAGCCAAGAAGGAGAGCGUUGAAGACUGUGAACCACAAAAGAAUGUCUCUGCAAUACAAAGCAUUGCUACCUCAGAAAAUUCUGUCAGUAAAGAAAGCUCCAACUCCCUUCCGAGAGUUAGAAAUAAAUUUGCUUCCUUUCUGCGAAGGAAAAACAAAGAGCAAGAUGCUGUAGUUGUUCCAGGAACAAGAAGCAGGUUUUUCUGCGAUGCUACAGAUAUGCUUGAUUUUAGAGCAAAGACAGAUGAUAGCCAACUAACUCAAGACAAGGAGAGGAAUUGCCAGAAACAGGAAAUAAAGCCGGCAGCGGAAAAUGUUUCUCAGUUUUCAGAAACUGAAAGACCUACAAGGGCUACCUUAUCACUUCCUGGAGAAACACAGAAAAGUUGCUUCCAGUGGCUUAGCAUCCUCGAAAAUAGUUCAGGAAAUCCUGGUCCUCAUGCUGUAUUGUCAAAGCAGUUUCACCAACAGAAAAGCAACUACAUGGCAUCCCAGGAAGAUGAGAUCAAUAAGUUGCAAAUGGAGAGAGGGGCACCGUGUGGUGAAUCAGAUGAAGAAUCUUCUCUCGUAGCAGAACUGGAAUGUUCCUCACAGUCUUGUGUGUCUUGUAAGCUAUCAGAAAGCAGUUUGGAAUCUUCAAAAGUGUCACAAGUAUCUAACAAUUCACCUGCAGAAGAAUUUGAUUCCAGUCCAAAACUGGCUGAUAAUCUAUGUACUCAGAGCUCUCCAGUCUUUUCUGCUGUACACACUGACAAAAAGAAUAUGCUCCCAAAAACCAAGGUUCCUGGUUUACGUAAAUCCAGUUCUGUAGGGUCACAUAUUGUGACAAAGCUUAAGCCAUUGGUACCAGCUAAAGUAAGUGGAUUAAGCAAGAAACUAUCACCUGUGCAGAAGAGAAAUCACUGUGACAUUGAAAAUAAGCUGGGGCUGCAAGCCACCAUUAGUGAACUGUGGAAAAACUUCCAAUUUAAAAGAGAAUAUGAAAAACUCCCAUCCUGUAAAAAGCCAGACCCGCUGUCUCCAAUCAAAGAUAACAUUCAGCUCACUCCAGAAGCAGAAGAAGAAAUCUUUAAUCAUCUUGAACGUAGUCAUGCUCAGAGAGCUAUAUUCCAAUGA
This is a messenger RNA of Rhea pennata, 2427 nucleotides long. RefSeq names its product exonuclease 1 (gene EXO1). Lineage: Eukaryota; Metazoa; Chordata; Aves; Rheiformes; Rheidae. Gene Ontology annotation, molecular function: DNA binding; 5'-3' DNA exonuclease activity; 5'-flap endonuclease activity. Gene Ontology annotation, cellular component: nucleus. Bases 1 to 2427 code for a protein of 808 amino acids. Gene Ontology annotation, biological process: DNA recombination; mismatch repair. The record is from RefSeq and is a predicted model, not a curated record. The transcript has 13 exons.